AGCUCAGUGCGCAGAAGGCGGGUGACCAGGAAGAAGAACAGAGCUCGGGGCUGAGGGAGGAGACGGGCUCUUGUGUAUACCUGGACGUUGCUUCCCGCUUCCCCGGCAGUGCUCUGAGCAAGCACCCUGGCCGAGGCCCUGAUGGCGGCAGAGGGCUGAAAAGCUCCUUUCGCCUGCCCUCCGGGCGCCGUCUCCCCGCGUGUGGAGCUUCUGAGGGAAAGAAAGAGAGGCGGCGGGUCCCUGGGGCAAGCCGACUAGGGGCUAAGCCUCUUAUGCAGGGUAGGGAGCUGGCAUGAACUUCCUGCGCCGGGCUCCUGCUUGUGCUGCUGCCCACGGGAGGCCGAAGGAAAGCAGCCGCUGUCGCCCGGGGCUGGCGUUGUGUCUCUGAGGAGGAGGAGAAGACACCCCACUUCCCUUUGGGGAAGAUGGGGAACUGCCUGAAAUCUCCCACCUCGGAUGACAUUUCCCUGCUGCACGAGUCCCAGUCGGACAGAGCCAGCUACGGGGAUGGGACUGAGCCGGAUCAGGAGCCUCCGCCGCCAUAUCAGGAACAGGUGCCAGUUCCAGUUUACCAUCCAACUCCUAGCCAGACCCGCCUUGCAACACAGCUUACAGAAGAAGAACAAAUUAGGAUAGCGCAAAGGAUAGGCCUUAUACAGCACCUGCCUAAAGGAGUCUAUGAUCCAGGAAGAGAUGGUUCUGAAAAAAAGAUCAGAGAGUGUGUGAUCUGUAUGAUGGACUUUGUUUAUGGAGACCCUAUCCGAUUCCUGCCAUGCAUGCACAUUUACCAUCUGGACUGUAUAGAUGACUGGUUGAUGAGAUCUUUUACCUGUCCUUCCUGCAUGGAACCAGUUGAUGCAGCGCUUUUGUCUUCAUAUGAAACUAACUGAGCCAGAGCUUCUCACGUGUCAAGGAAGACAUCUACUGUUAAUGGGUUUUAUCUUUUUCCAUUCUGCCCAAAGAACUAAAGAAAAACAAAAUCAUGCACCAUAAAAACUCAGUUCCUAAACUUUUAAAAAUCCUGAAUAGCCGCAGUAACUGACAGAAAUGGAGGAAAAAUGUGUUUUAGAGAAUAUAGAAAAGAUAGGAUGUUAUUUUUAUGUAAAUUCUUGAUCCAGUGCUUAAAAAUAGUUGCUCCUUAAGAAAGAUGUUUUAGUACAUCCGUCCAGAGGAACAGUGUGAAGACUAAUAGUAGAUGUUAAACAUUAAAUUUGUGCAUUUAAAAUACCAGAAAGUUCUUCUGCUCAGCCAUCACUGAAAUGAGCAGGAGUGCUAAGAGGGUGUGUGUGUGUGUGUGUGUGUGUGUGUGUGUGUGUGUGUGUGUGAGAGAGAGAGAGAGGUGCUCACUCUUACUAAAAAGGAAAAGAAAGGGAUGCUAGAGUAUCCUUUCUCCUAAAGAAAUUGCCAUUUUUUGUUCAAAUUGCUUCACAAGUUCCUGGUAUUUGGGUCAAUGCUCUAUUUACAAAAAAAGAAACAUAACACUGGCACAAAAAUAGGUUUACGCUUGUUUGCACAGUUUUUUUUUUAUCCAUUGGAAAUGGUAUCCAUUUUGCCUUAGGUCUUUUAAAAUAGUGUAUUCUUAUGUUUGGGCUGGCUCUAUGCUUGAAAACUGGUUUAUUUAUAACCUGUUAUAAAAGUGCUAUAUUUUGUUUGCAGUUAGGAAUAUGUGGACUUCAAAAAAAGAUCUCCUAGCUUGUAAGCAAACUUGAGAUGCACUAUCUUUUUUCUAUAUGUGACAUUUUAUUGUGAGGGUAUUAAAGAAAAUCAGAAAACAAACUAGUGCUUAUAGUUGUAGUCUUUCAGUUUCAUUGCUUCAUUUCUGCCUAAAUGGUUUUCAGAAUUCAAAUAACUAAAAUUACAUUUGACAAGUUAAAGUGGAACAUGGUAAAAUGAAGACAAGAUAAAGAUUUCUUGUAUUCACAAAGUUUGUUUAGAUUUUCCUCCUUCAGAAAGUGGUAUUUUGGACCAUAUAAAAGGUAUUGCAUCUCCCAUUCUUGUAGCUUGUAGCUUCUGAAGACCAUACUGUUCCUUAGUUUCUGCAUUAAAUGUAUCUUUUGUAUUCCGCUGGAUGGUAUAGCUGUCUGUUAGGCAGAUGUUAAAUAAUCUAUAUUUUAUGUUUUGUACAAAUAUGCAAAAUUAAUAUUUGGCACAGAAUUACAUAGGACUGAUGAAGUGAGUUAGUAAGGACUGUUCCAAGUAUUUACAUUUCAGAAAUGAAAAAGUUAAGCUGCUUGGUAGAGACAGUCAUGCAAAAAGAGAGUAAGUGUAAAGUAUUUUAUUUUAAUCCACCUAGCAUGUGGGUUUUUUCCUCUUAAAUGUUCUUUCAGUGUAAUUUUUAUACAGUUGACUUAAAGCCAAUAGGUUUCAAACUUUGUUUACUCUAUUCAAGCAAACUAGUUCACUGACAACCAUAUGCUUAACAGUAUAGAACGAUUACAUGUUAAAUAAUUUCUACAAGAUCUGCUGAGUAAAAUGCAGAAGUUUUCAUAAUUGCAUAUUUAUUACCCCACAAAAAUGCUACACAUGGCAUUGUAGAUUAUUUCCAUUCAAGUGUCUCAGUUUACCUCCCAAUAUGCAAACUAAUGUAUAUGCGCAACUCCAAUGCAAGCCAACAUCCCCAUUCAUUUUGGCAGAUUGCACCCAUAGCUGAAAGAGAGAUGCUGGGAAAGAACUCCAUGUCUGCGUCAGAUUUCACAUACAUGCAAGAAAUGGCUGAACUUGUGUAAGAAGCUGCACUCAACCAUGUACUCCAAGACAGUUCUUUGAAGUCACAUUGCAAAUGAUGCACUGAUUACAGAAGAAAGCAGUUAAAGCAAAUAGUCUUGGGUUGACUUGCAUUCCAACAAGAAAUCUUUUCCAGUCCUCCACUCUUAAUUCAGAUAUUCUUAUUUAGAGCAAGUAAAUCCAAAAGAGGAAAAAUGAAGUUGUGCAAUAUUUUUUUAGUAGUAACGUAUACUACCUUACCAUUCCUUGUGUUGUUUUCCAUAAAUGUUGAUGUCUAUCUUGUCAAGUAUUAUAGCCAGUUUUCUUCUUUUACUUUGGUUGUUAAAUUAGCAAAUGAACAAUUUUAAAUACUC
This is a messenger RNA of Varanus komodoensis (Komodo dragon), 3077 nucleotides long. It is a transcript of the gene RNF11, whose product is annotated as ring finger protein 11. Bases 426 to 890 code for a protein of 154 amino acids. The record is from RefSeq and is a predicted model, not a curated record. The transcript is spliced from 3 exons. NCBI's taxonomy places the organism in Eukaryota, Metazoa, Chordata, Lepidosauria, Squamata, Varanidae.